GUGUCGCCUUCGUAGGUGAAAGUUCAAGGGUCAGCGCACAUCACGUUUCCGUGAUCACGUACGUGAAGAAAUCUGCUCCUAAAAACUGACAAUCAAACGGGAAUCAAAGUGUUCAAGUUAUCAUCAGGUUAAUCUGAUCUUUUGUGCCUCAACGAGAAAACCAGGAUGUCUGCAGAAAGUACUGAGACAAAGAAGGUGGUUCGAGUGGGGACAAGAAAAAGUCAGCUUGCCAUGAUCCAGACCAACAGUGUGGUGGCAUCCCUCAAGAAACUGUGUGAUGAUGUAGACUUUGAAAUAAUUUCUAUGUCAACCACGGGUGACAAGAUUCUUGACACGGCCCUCUCAAAGAUAGGAGAGAAGAGUCUGUUUACAAAGGAGCUGGAGAAGGCAUUGGAGGAUGGACGGGUAGAUUUUGUGGUGCACUCAUUGAAGGACCUUCAGUCAACUCUUCCUCCUAAUAUGGUUAUUGGUGCUGUGCUGGAGAGGGAGGAUCCCUACGAUGCUGUUUUGAUGCACCCCAAACAUGCAACCAAACACCUGUCAGAUCUGCCAGAGAACAGUGUGAUAGGGACCAGCUCAGUGAGGAGAGUUGCCCAGCUGAAGAGGAAGUAUCCACACCUGAAGUUUGAGAGUGUUCGAGGAAAUCUGAACACGCGUCUGCGGAAGUUGGACGAGGAUGAGGUGUACAGCGCUCUGGUGCUGGCAGCUGCGGGGGUGAAACGGAUGGACUGGGAGAGCAGGAUCAGUCAGACAUUACUGCCUGAUGAGUGUCUGUACGCUGUGGGACAGGGUGCCCUUGCAGUUGAAGUCCGUGCCAAUGACUCCAACACCCUCGACCUGGUGUCCAAACUGAACCAUGAGGAGACACUGCUGCGCUGUGUGGCAGAGAGGGCACUACUCAGGGAGCUGGAAGCAGGUUGCAGCACACCAGUGGCUGUGUACACUGAGAUAAAAGACAAGGAGCUGUACCUGACAGGUGCCGUCCUGAGUCUGGAUGGUUCAGAGUGCCUGAAGGAGACCAUGCAGACAUCUCUGUCAGACACACAGACACAAGAGGAUUCCUCCUCAGAAGCUCACCAACACUACGUGAGUGUGGUGGCACAGACCAUUUCCCAUCAGGCCAUGCAGGCUGCAGAGGAUAUUGGGAUAGACAUGGCCAAACUUUUGAUCAGUAAGGGGGCAGGGGACAUCUUGGCUGUUGCUAGGCAACAAAAUGCAGGAGGCGAAAAGAAGUGAAUUCUUCUAUGAUAUUGUCUUUUUAAGCGGUAGAUUUUUGCCCCUAAAAAUCUUGGUGAUAUGAAGUCAAAGGAUUAAGCCUUUGCCAUUACUGGUCUUCCUGAGAGAACAGAGAAAUGGACCAAAAGUUCAAAAUGUGUGUACUAGUAUUUUUCCUAAAGCAAUAUUAUCCAGAACACAUAACUUUGAGAAGGUACUGAAGUUUUCACAGUAGGGAUGCUGAAUUUCAGCAACGUGUGAAAGUCAAAACCAUUCAAAGUGCCAAAAGUGUCAGCCUUCGCUCUGUUUCUUCUUCUCCAAAUGCAUAAGGUCAAUGACCUGGACCAGAUGGCUGUCACCAUGGUAACUGGUGCUGUAGCACUCCCUGUGGUGUUGGGUUACAUUAUGUAGUAAGUUGCAGGACAGAGUUGGAGAGGCAGGUCAUCAUGUAUGUGAGCAGUAGUUUACUAGGCUAGACCUAGAGAAGUUGUCACUGCAAGGUAGUAGUCACAUAUCAUAUGCUCAAUCAACAAAAAGUUUCACUAUCAAUUGUGUUGGAAGCUGUUUAACCAUAGGAGCAUUCUCUACAGUUAGGAAAAUACAGAGUCACAUGUUUCUGUAACAGCUAUUGAGGAUGUUUUAGGCUUUAGAUUAUUGCAGAUUUUUAAUAAUGUUAUGAUAGAGUCAGAUAAACACAAUUUCUUGACUAGUGGCAUUUUAUGUUCAGUAAUAUUCAGAUGAUGACUACCUGUUGCUCUAUUGUGCCUUACAAUACUAUGUAGACCAUGUGUGGUCCUAGAAUGUAGAAAUAGAGUAAGUCAACUUUAUUGAAAAUUUGGGCUUAUUAUAUAUUAAUCAAGAUGCUAAAAAGUAUAGUUUUUUAAUUGCAAUAAUAGUGGUCAAUUUGAGUGCAUUCUGCAGUAUUGCACUCUUCUACAUCAAAACCAUGCAAUAAAACAUAUACUAAGAAACUGCCCAAGCUUUGUCCAUCAUACAUUAGCAACUAGGUGUCCUGGCUGCUUCUUGAGGGCUUCUUUUAGAGGGGCAAGACUCCUUGGCCACAGAAUCAUAAAAGUAUCGUAAGAUGACACUUUAUUGCUGUAAAAUAAACUCUGCAUGUUUGUUGCAUAUUCGUGGUAUGCAUGUGUAAACAUGUAAAUAUAUCGUACAGUGAGUCACGCAUACUAUUCUAUAUCUAGUAUUUGUACACUAUAAUGAACACCAACUUUCCACUAUAGGCUGUGACCGGAGCGACCAAAGAUUUGAAAGACCGCUCAAUGAAUUACAUAUUUAAACGCUU
Branchiostoma belcheri (Belcher's lancelet) is the source of this 2515-nucleotide messenger RNA. Its product is annotated as porphobilinogen deaminase-like. Gene Ontology annotation, molecular function: hydroxymethylbilane synthase activity. NCBI's taxonomy places the organism in Eukaryota, Metazoa, Chordata, Leptocardii, Amphioxiformes, Branchiostomatidae. Gene Ontology annotation, cellular component: cytoplasm. The transcript is spliced from 13 exons. Gene Ontology annotation, biological process: heme biosynthetic process. The coding region runs from base 166 to 1236 and encodes 356 amino acids. The record is from RefSeq and is a predicted model, not a curated record.